Molecule: messenger RNA, 3209 nt
Organism: Cicer arietinum (chickpea)
Lineage: Eukaryota; Viridiplantae; Streptophyta; Magnoliopsida; Fabales; Fabaceae
Source: RefSeq, a predicted model, not a curated record
CCAUUUAUACUCUUUAAACUCUUCCUUUCUCUUCGUCUAACAACAACGUUUGUUUUUUUUGUUUUUGAUUUUGUUUCUGUUUCUCAUUCAACUUCUCCUCCUCUGUUUCACAUUGUUCUGUUUUGUUUUUUUGAAGAAGAGAAAGAUAUGUCUAUGAUGAUGAGAUUGCAAUGUUUUCAAUCUCUUCACCCCUUUUCCUAAAAAGGGUUGUUUUGAUUUCAGGUUAAAGCAAACAUUGUUGAAAGUUUGAAGAAAAAACCAAGAAGAACAAAGAAGAAAAAAUAAAGUAGUAAUAAAAAUGGCAUCUUCUGAAGUUGAAAUUGCGUCUUCUUCUCCAUUUGGUUGUGUUUUAAGGGACCGUAAUCAUCGUGAUGGAUGCAGAGAAAGUAAUAAAGUUAAAACUACACAUGCUGCUUUUCAAAGGAACAUUAAGAAUUUUGUCAUGGAUCAUCUUAACACGUGCAUGUCCAUGUCUUCUGAUUCUGCUACAACAAAUGAAAACAACGUCAACAAUAACAAUGAGGAUCAAAUGAGUAACAACAACAAUGAUUCUUGUUGGGUUUCGAAAGCUAGCAAUAAUCUUGCAGGGCUUCGUUUGUCAAAAUACAAUCUUAACAAUGACAAUAACAUCAUUAACAAGGAUGAUAAAGAUGAAUCAUCCUUGGCUUCUUUGAUUAGCCCGAGACAUUCACGCCUUCUUGAUCGGUGGGCUGCGAGGCAAGCUCGUGAGAUGGUGUCGACGUUGGAGAAUGAAGCUGAGUUAUUGUCUAUUGACAAUAACACCAACAACAACAUGCCUUCAUUUGCAAGGACAUCUAGUUCUAUCUCGGAUGAAUGUUCUUCGGAGAUAUCGAACCUUGGUGCGUCUUCCCUUGUUCAGAUAUGGGAAAAGAGGCUUAACAAAUCAAGUGGAUCCAAACCCAACAUCCCACUUGAGAAAACAAGUUCAAAUGGAAGUACAAUUGCAACUUGCAAUAAUGAGAAUGUGUUUGUUGUAGUGGAAGAACAAAGAGGGUCGGAACUAGGAGAGUGUUUAGAAGGACAGUUAUCAGGGAACGAAGAAACAUUUUCUUCGUUCCCUGAUUGGGAGUCUGAUAAGACUUGUGAUCAAAGUAGGUGGUGUUCUUCUGAGAGUGAUAGAGUCAGUGUUGCUGAUAUCAUAAAGAGACUCACCGCUACGAGUCAAAGUCAGAGUCCACCUCCAUCUUUUGCUGAUGACAAUGAUCAUGAAGGGUUUGGUAGUAGCAGUGCUGCAAGUUCUCCUUGUAGAGAUUUUGCACCAGAACUUGUUUCAGACCAAAGAGCUUUUCCUCUGGUUACUCGUUCACUGCAACUUCGAGGGCGUCCAGCAUUCAAUGAUUUGCUUAUGCAGUUCGAGAAUGAUAGGCAUGGAGAGCUAAAGAACCUUGCUGAACGAGGAACUGUCUCCAAGUUCUCACAACGAGGUCGCAUUCAGGCAUUACUUCGACUUAAAUUAUUACAACGUAGCAUGGCAGCUAACGUUCUAUCGCACCAGAAAUCAGAAUCAUCUGAAGUAAACAGACAAGUACAACCACAUGGAUCUUCAAUUAUGCAACUAAGGGAAAAAUUUAGCACUGGAGUUGAACAAAGUAGUAGAGUCCAUGCAGAAGUAGCUAACACAAGAAGUCGUCGCAGCGAGAUAUUAAACAACAUCACGCAAUUGGAAAACUCAUCCACUUCAGAUCAAUUCAGUAAAGACACAAGCAGCCAGAUUUCUCAUAGCUCUGCCAGUCACUCCAUAGAAUCAACAAAAAAUUCGGUGUCUCAGACGAGUGAAAAACAUCGUCCAAGUUCAAAUGCCAUGUCCCAAGGAACAUGUUUUGAGGUUCAGCAUGAUUACUCCAAGGAAACUUCUGAGGCAACAACAUCAAUGAUCGACUCAAAUGUUAAUGAGAACGAGGAAGAGGUGAUUAACCAGCAAUAUGAUGAAACAAGUUAUGAUUGUGCAGUAGAAGAGGAGGGAAGUAACCAAAACUAUGCUGAAAGCAGUUCUGAAGAGAUGGAGGAAGAGUUAGAGGAUUAUGAUGAAAGUAGGUAUGACUGGAUCAGCGAAAUUUCCCGGCCGAGGAGUUAUUGGGAAGAGAGGAGGCAAGCUUGGUAUAGAGAGAUGCUUGACACUGGUUAUCCAAAUGAGGAUAUACAGGUUCUUCUUCAAAGACGAACAGUGUCAACUUACCUUUCUAGCGAUUUUCACGAAACAAUGGAUAGAUUGAUGCAAUCUCAUAAGGUAACACAAACACAUUUAGUGAGUAGUCAAGAUAAUGAGGGAGACAAUCAAGGGUUGAUAGCGUUUUUACAAGAACGCCUACAUCCCAAAAUAACUCCUCAAGAAAAUGGAAUAGAGACAAACGAGGAGGAAAGGGUAAAUGGGGAAGAGGAGGAGGAGGAGAAAGAUAAGCAAGAUAAUGAAGAGGAGCAAGAAGGGGAGAGUUUGACAAGUAGUUUGUAUCAUGAAGUUGGAGACUAUUCAAAUCAAUCCUCAUCAUGGAGUUAUAGAGACAAUGAAGCUGCUGAUGAUUUUGAUAGAGUUGCUUCUACAUCUUCACAACCUUUUCAUUCUCCGCCUUUCUAUCGUGAUAAUCAGCGAAACUCUUCAUCCAUCAAUCCUCAUUCAAUUGAAAUGGAACUCAUAUAUGAUUUAAGAGGCCAUAUGGAGCAACUUUAUCAAGAAAUGUCUGAACUAAGGACAUCAAUAAAGAGUUGCUUGGAUAUGCAAAUGCUGAUACAGUUACAACAAUCCAUGAACCAAGAGGCUCAAAAAGUUGAAAAAGAAGAAAAGAAGUCACAUAACAAGGCUGGUAAGAAAGGCGAUUGUUGCAUAUGCUAUGAGAUGAAAGUUGACUCAGUUCUAUACAGGUGUGGACACAUGUGUGCAUGUAUGAAGUGUGCCAGUGAGUUACAAUGUAACAAUGGAAAAUGUCCAAUAUGUCAAUCUAAAAUAGACGAUGUUAUUCGAGUAUACGUUGAUGCUUAGACCAUGGAGGUUGAAAAAGCAUCUUUACUUUAGAGGACCACAUCGUUAGUUCUGAAACUUAGUAAACUACUAAUACAAAUUAACAGUAUACUUGAUUUUCUCCUUUUCACAUAUACUUUUCAAGUAUAUGAUUUUUUUUAGGAGAAAUUCAGUUGACAAAAAUCAUUGUAAAUUUGAUAGUUUUAAUCUAAUUAACCAUUUUUCGUGCUGAUAU